AUGGGGCUGAUGGUGGGGACAGUGUUCGGAAUGGAGCCUGGGGGCACAUCUGCAGGAGCCCCUAUCACUUCCCUGCUUCUAACUGCAGGUGUGAAUGAGACCUCUGGGUUGGAUUGCCGUGAUGUGUGUAACCUCAACGUCUCUGACCGCUGUUACUUCAUCCAGACCAACCCCAACUGCCGCAGAGCUGGGGGCUACCUGGACUACCUUGAAGGCAUCUUCUGCGUCUUCCCCCACAGCCUGCUCCCACUGGUCAUCACCCUCUACAUUUUGUGGCUUCUUUACCUGUUUCUGAUCCUGGGAGUCACUGCGGCAAAGUUUUUCUGCCCUAACUUGUCAGCCAUUUCUACCAUCCUCAAACUCUCCCACAAUGUGGCUGGUGUCACCUUCCUGGCCUUUGGGAACGGUGCCCCUGAUAUCUUCAGUGUGCUGGUGGCUUUCUCCGACCCACGCACAGCUGGCCUGGCCUUGGGAGCGUUGUUUGGUGCCGGUGUGCUGGUCACUACUGUGGUAGCUGGUGGCAUUGCUGUUCUGCGACCCUUCGUGGCUGCCUCCAGACCCUUCCUCAGGGACAUCAUUUUCUACAUGGUAGCUGUGUUCAUGACCUUCCUUCUGCUCUACUUUGGCCGGAUCACGCUGGCCUAUGCCCUGGGUUACCUGGGCUUCUAUGUGUUCUAUGUGGUCACUGUGGUUCUUUGCACCUGGAUCUACCAAUGGCAGCAGAGGCAAUCCCUGGUUUACUCUGUGCCAGCCACUCCAGAGCUGGUGUCAGACUCCCAGGAUGACCAGGUGUCUUCUAAUACCAACAGCUAUGACUAUGGAGUUGAGUACCAGCUGCUGGUUGCCUACCCGGAGACCACGGCUAACAUCCUGGCCCAAGCCCUCAACCCACUGGACUUCAGAAGGUGGAGGAAUGAGUCAGCCUACUGGAGGACCCUCAAGGUGUUCAAGCUGCCUGUGGAGUUCAUGCUGCUCCUCACGGUACCUGUGGUGGACCCGGAUAAGGAUGACCGGAACUGGAAACGGCCCCUCAACUGUCUACAUCUGUUGACCAGCCCCCUGUUCUGUGUCCUGACCUUGCAGUCCGGGAUCUAUGGCUUCUAUGAGAUCGGUGACCUUGUACCUGUCUGGGCUGUGGUGACAAUCGCGGGUUCAGCCUUGGCUUUGGUGAUCUUCUCUGUCACAUCCAACAGCAAGACCCCCAGGUUUCACUGGCUCUUUGCUAUCCUGGGAUUUCUAACUAGUGCCCUGUGGAUCAACACAGCUGCAACAGAGGUCGUGAACAUUUUGCGGUCGCUGGGUGUGGUCUUUCGUCUGAGCAACACGGUCCUCGGGCUCACGCUGCUGGCCUGGGGGAACAGCAUUGGAGAUGCCGUCUCAGACCUCACUCUGGCCCGACAGGGUUACCCACGGAUGGCGUUCUCAGCUUGUUUUGGAGGCAUCAUCUUCAAUAUCCUGGUAGGCGUGGGGCUGGGCUCUUUGCUCCAGAUGUCCCGGGGCCACCCGGAGGUGAAGCUGGAGUUAGACGGACUGCUGGUGUGGAUCCUGGCCGGUGCACUAGGGCUCAGCCUCGUUUUUUCCCUCGUGACGGUCCCUGUACAGUGCUUCCAGCUGAGCAAAGCCUACGGCAUCUGCCUGUUCCUCUUGUACUUGAACUUCCUCAUCGUGGCCCUACUCACCGAAUUUGGAGUGAUUCACUUGCCAAGUAUGUGA
Molecule: messenger RNA, 1713 nt
Organism: Chrysochloris asiatica (Cape golden mole)
Lineage: Eukaryota; Metazoa; Chordata; Mammalia; Afrosoricida; Chrysochloridae
Gene: SLC8B1
Product: solute carrier family 8 (sodium/lithium/calcium exchanger), member B1
Exons: 15
Coding region: 1-1713 (570 amino acids)
Biological process (GO): intracellular calcium ion homeostasis; calcium export from the mitochondrion
Cellular component (GO): membrane
Molecular function (GO): calcium:sodium antiporter activity
Source: RefSeq, a predicted model, not a curated record